Drosophila hydei is the source of this 819-nucleotide messenger RNA. Its product is annotated as DNA ligase 1. The transcript has a single exon. NCBI's taxonomy places the organism in Eukaryota, Metazoa, Arthropoda, Insecta, Diptera, Drosophilidae. Bases 178 to 582 code for a protein of 134 amino acids. The record is from RefSeq and is a predicted model, not a curated record.
GCUAUUUGUGUCAGGGUCAGUCGACAAAACUAUUUUCAGGCAGUCAUACACACAAACUUUUCGUAAUACUGUUCAAAAUUUUCCUGUUUUUUGACUAUUUGAUUUCUUUUUAUUUACUUUUUAUUCCUCUUUUCUUUUGAAUUCUUUUUGUGAUUUAUCUUUGGAGCCAGCCCGCGAAUGUGUAACAAGGAUGGCGGAUCACAGCGACCCUCGGGUUGCCCAAAUCCAUCAUGUAGGCCGCCACCGUCGCUACGUCCGACGUGUCGGCCACCACCGACGCUCUUCUCGAAGCUCAACUGUACGGCCUGCAAUAGAUUGUUUUUCUUCAUUGUUGGUGCUGGCAUCGGGCUAGUAUUCGAUAAAAUUAAAGAGGACGCUAGAAAGGCUCAAGAGGAAGCGAACAAAGAUCCCAAACAAAAGGAAAAAGAGAGAAAGGAACGGGAGAAAAAGGAGAAGGCUGAAAAGGAAAGACAAGAGAAGGAGAAAAAGGAAAAUGAAAAGAAGGCCAAAGAACAGCAGGAGAAAGAGAAAAAAGAGAAAGAGAAGAAGGCCAAGGAACAGGAAAAAGAUCAGAAGAAAUAAGGCGAGCCAUCACCUUCCAAAUUCAACCUAAAAAGCAAAAACUAACAAAAGCCAAAAUUGAGAACCACCGUUACGGUUUUUCAACUUAAAAAGAUGGAAACGAAGGGAAAAAAUAUAAUGGCGGUACAGGGUACGCCUACACUAACUGUGUGACUCCAAAUUAAUAGUUUACAAAAAAAGUUUAAAUUUAAAGUGCAUUCUAAUUAAAGGAAUUUAUGUGCAAAAUUAAAAGACCAA